Dioscorea cayenensis subsp. rotundata (Guinea yam) is the source of this 1135-nucleotide messenger RNA. RefSeq names its product MADS-box protein SOC1-like. Gene Ontology annotation, biological process: positive regulation of transcription by RNA polymerase II. Gene Ontology annotation, molecular function: protein dimerization activity; RNA polymerase II cis-regulatory region sequence-specific DNA binding; DNA-binding transcription factor activity, RNA polymerase II-specific. The transcript is spliced from 8 exons. Lineage: Eukaryota; Viridiplantae; Streptophyta; Magnoliopsida; Dioscoreales; Dioscoreaceae. Gene Ontology annotation, cellular component: nucleus. Bases 252 to 944 code for a protein of 230 amino acids. The record is from RefSeq and is a predicted model, not a curated record.
CUCUAUGCUUUUAUUGUUUAGCUGAGGUGAUGAAUUCCGGAAGGAAAUUCUUCAUCACAAAGGAAAUUAUUGUUUCAUCACAUCCAUGUCUUCCACUUGGCCAAGCCUUUAACUCCAAUGUUUUCCUUCUUCUUCAUCUUCUCCAAUUGCUUCUUCUUCAUUCCUUUGUUUUGUGAGGGAGGUUGCUAGCUGGGAAGUUUUUGGAGCUUCGAUUUUCAGCUGAGUUCUCUUUUCACCUCUCUUUUCCGCCCAUGGUAUUUGUUCGGGGUUGGGUUUGGAAUUUUGUCAUAUACCAGAUGGGAAGAGGAAAGACGGAGAUGAGGAGGAUUGAGAAUGCUACAAGUAGGCAGGUGACCUUCUCUAAACGCCGAAAUGGACUUCUGAAGAAGGCCUUUGAGCUUUCAGUACUUUGUGAUGCUGAGGUUGCUCUCAUCGUCUUCUCUCCGCGUGGCAAGCUCUAUGAGUUUGCUAGCUCCAGCAUGCAGGAGACAAUUAAUCGAUACAUGGCGCAUUCAAAGAACAUCAACAUUGAAAAGAGAAUGCCUGAACAAAAUGCACAGCAAUUGAAGCUUGAAGUUGCAGCCAUGGCAAAGAAGAUUGAGCUUCUUGAAGGCUACAAAAGGAAGCUCUUGGGUGAGAGUUUGGGAUCAUGCUCAAUGUUUGAAUUACAUGAAAUAGAGUCUCAACUGGAGAAGAGCCUGAGAAACAUAAGAGGGAAAAAGCAUCACAUGCUAGCUGAACAAAUUGCUGAAUUGAAAGAAAAGGAAAAGACUCUCACUGAAGAAAACUUGGUAUUGCGCCAUAAGGCAGAGUUUUCAUUGGAGUCAAAUGAGAACAGAGAAACUGUUGAGAAUGAUGAAAACGGUGAAGAAGAUAUUGAAGUAGAGACAGAACUGUUCAUUGGGAGGCCGGGGAGCAGAAGACAGUGCAACAUUAAUGCUUGAUUGGUUUGCGAAGUUUUUAAAUCAUAAUCUAAAUGAUUUUAGUGUUUUCAUGGGCUGAAUGCAUGCUUGAUUGCUCAUAUCCAGGAAUAUGUAAUAAAAGUGGCAAUUGUCAAGCAAUAAAAUGUAAUAUUUUUGUAAUUUUUCUGGAAAACAUAUCAACAGUUAAAAACAUAAGGCCUGUUUGUUUUGGU